UUUUUUUGGAGUUAUUGCUUGUACUGAUUACAUUGGCCAUACUGAUACUGAUAAUAUUUGGACGGAAAUUUAAAAAAAAAAAAUUAUAAAUUAAUUUUGAUUUUUGAAAUUUAAAUAUCUAAUUAUUCAAAUUAAAACUAUGAGAAGUAUGAAAUAACUAAUACUUGAACACGAUUAGGCGAAUGUUAAGUAUAUUUUCUAAAACGUUUUGACAUAUUUUAUAAUUUUUAUUUUGGUUAAUCUUAAUUAUGCUUGCUAAUUUACUAACCUACUUAUGUCUAAAAUAGUAUUUUAUCUUUUUAUAUUUCUAUUUCAUUAUUAAUUACAACCUUCUAUAAAAUCGAAGACACUUCCAAAGCAUAUAAUGUUUGCAACAAUAACUUCUAUCAUAAUUUUAUUAUUUAUUUUAAUUAUAUUAUUUAAACAAAAAUUUAAAGCUAAACAAUUUAAUUUACUGGGUUGUCAUGUUAUGGUAAGUCAUAUCAAUUUCCUACGAUAAAUUACAUAUUUAUUUAGAUUAAUUUGUCUAGGUCACAGGUGGUUCAAGUGGUAUUGGUAAAUGUAUUGCUAUAGAAGCAGCCAAAAUAGGAGCAAAUGUAACAAUUGUUGCAAGAAAUAAAAACAAACUUCAGUCAGCAUUAGAAAAUAUUAAAGCACAAUGUUUAAAUCACAAUCAAAAAUUCAACUAUUUAUCUGGUAUUAUGGAUGUUAAAUGCUUUUAAUAAUAAUUUAUAACUAGGAAUCAGAACUUAUAUAUUGUCCAUAUUUAAAAUCCAGUAAAAAGUAAUUAAAAUUGAUUUAAUUAAAAUAAACACUUAAAAUAAAUUAAAAAAAUAACAAGAAUGAUAGGAUUUAAAGUCCCACUUUUGUUAAAUACAGUUUUUUAACAUUAAAAUUGUACAUGUUAUAAAAAAAAAAUUACUAAUUAUUUUUAUAGUGUUUGAAAAUUGUAUUUAAUAAGUUAAUGUCUAGAGGGAGGACAUUUAAACUCUUACCAUUUUUCAUUUUUAAAUAUAUUUUUAGUACCUUUUUGAUAUUUUUAAGUGUAAUAAAAAAAGAUUCUUGCUUAUUACCUAGGUAUAUUAUAUUACUAAGCAUUAUUAGAUAAUUUAUAUAAUAAUACUAGUUUCUAAAUUAUUGUAUUUUUAGUGGACUUAGCUGGUGAUUAUGACAUUGUGAAAAAAUCAUUUGACAAUGCAAUCCGAGAAAUGGGUCCAUUAUAUAUGUUUGUUAAUUGUGCUGGUAUGGCAAUUUGUGGAACACUAGAAUGCAACUCUUCUUCUGAUAUAAUGGUAAUAGGUAUAGAAAACUUGAGUAGUUGAGUAAUAGUAAAUAAAUAAUGUAUGAUUAUAUUAUACUUUAUAGCAAAUGAUCAAUACAAAUUUAAUAUCUACGAUCCAAGCAACUAAAGCAGUAAUUAAUGAUAUGAAACAUAAUGGUUAUGGAAGCAUUGUAAUUACUUCAUCACUAGCAUCUUUCUGUGGUAUUUUUGGUUUAAGUGUAUACAGUGCAACAAAAUUUGGAUUAAGAGGUUUUGCUGAAGCAUUAAGCAUGGAAGUAAAUAAUAUGUGUCUAAGAAACACUACUUAAUAAUAAUAAUUUCUGGAUUUUAAUAUUUGUAUACAUGUAGACAAAGAACUAUGGAGUGAAAAUAACAUUAGCUUUACCUCCAGAUACAGACACUCCAGGAUAUGCUAAUGAAAAUAAAGGUAAACCCUUAGAAACAUUUUUGAUUUCGGAGACAGCCAAAUUGUUUACACCAGAAGAAGUAGGAAGUAAAAUUCUUCAAGAUGCAUUAGUAAUUGAAAAUCUUAAUAAUUUUCUUAAAAUUUCCAUAUUUUAAAAUUAUAUUUUACAAUUUUUAGGAUGGGCAUUUCUUUAGCACUGUUGGUUUAGAGGGUUAUUUGAUGACUGUAUCUUGUGCUGGGAUGGCUCCAUACACUACUUAUUUGGAAUUAAUAUGCCAGGUAAUAAAAAUACUAGGAAAUUAUUAAUUUAAAAUAUUAUCAGGUUAUUAAUUUACUUAUACAUUCUUUUAUAUUAAUUUCAGGUUUUUUGUACUGGCAUAUUAAGAUUAGUAAGUGUUUAUUAUCUAUCUAUGUUUGAUAAAAUAAUUAAAAAUUGUAAAUUAGAUAGAGAUUUUGGUAAUAGAAAUUUAUAAAAAUAAUUAUUACUUAAAUGUAUACAUUAUAAUUAUACAAUAAUAAGCAUAUUUUAUAUGUAUUUUUCUCUGUUGUUUGAAUAAAAGUUAUAUAUUAUUCAAAAAUAUUUUUAAAUUAAUUAGUUUGUACACCAGGCAUAAUUCUCUUGACUAGUUACUUCAUUUACUCAAACCUCCUAUACUUCGCUCGAAAUUCACAAUGAAAAAUAAAAUGUACAAUCUAUAUCGCAAUGCUGAAACCCGUGUGGUAUUUACUGAACUAAAUACUGUAUUUAAUUCAGUUGUAGCAUUAUAGAAUUCUACUGUGGGACUCGGUUAAGCCAUCAAACACUAAAAUCGUAAGCAUUGUAAUCAAUAUGCCUAUGAAAAUUACAACAACCCCUUAAUAUGUUAACAAAAGAGUCUUUUGCAUCACAAUCUUUGUGAUUACCUGGUGUUAGAAAACUUGUCUCUCUCCUACAAAAAAAUUCUCCACUCAUCCAGAAGCAUGAAAAUGAACCGAUGUCUAUAAAAAGUAGGCCUCUACCUGCUUUCUUUUUAAAAAUAUGCUUUUCGGGGUGCCACUAAUAAUGGGCAGCUGCUUCAUUGAUAUCUUUCUUCCCAUACAUUUUAUUAAAAUUUGCUUACUGUAAAUUAAGUUUUUAUAUAAUACAGAGAAUCAAAAUUCCUCCAAAAUAAUAAAAAUCACCAAAAAUGGAAACAAAUCCCUAAAAAUAUUACCAAGCGUAAUAGUUAACAGUAGGUAUAUAUAGUUAUA
Molecule: messenger RNA, 2918 nt
Organism: Cinara cedri
Lineage: Eukaryota; Metazoa; Arthropoda; Insecta; Hemiptera; Aphididae
Source: the annotation of a GenBank genome assembly